Molecule: messenger RNA, 2403 nt
Organism: Xyrauchen texanus (razorback sucker)
Lineage: Eukaryota; Metazoa; Chordata; Actinopteri; Cypriniformes; Catostomidae
Product: neurofilament light polypeptide-like
Exons: 4
Coding region: 55-2124 (689 amino acids)
Biological process (GO): neurofilament bundle assembly
Cellular component (GO): axon; cytoplasm; intermediate filament
Molecular function (GO): structural constituent of postsynaptic intermediate filament cytoskeleton
Source: RefSeq, a predicted model, not a curated record
AGGCUGAUCAAGCUUACUGUGGUACCACGGCUCAGAGCAUUUGUCCUUGGAGCCAUGAGUGCCGUCGGGUUCGACCCAUACUUUUCCUCAUCCUACAAGCGUUGGUAUGUGGAGAGCAGCCCCCGGGUACCUCAGCGUGGGCGAUCACGCACCACGUUCUCUGCCCACCCACCCUCUCUCUCCUCGGCUCGACUCCACUAUGCCUCCCCCAGCCGGACCUCUACCUCUCUGCUGCUGAGCAGCUCAGGACGUGCAAUGGACAUGGACCUCAGCCAUGCCGCCCAGGUAAGCUAUGAGUCCCGAGCAGUCCGAACUCAGGAGAAAGCCCAGCUGCAAGAUCUGAAUGACCGCUUUGCUGGUUACAUCGAGCGCGUCCAUGAACUAGAGCAGCAGAAUCGUGCUCUGGAGGCUGAGCUACUCCUGCUGAGGCAAAGGCAUAUGGAGCCUUCCCGUGUGAGGACUUUGUACGAGCAGGAAGUCCGUACCCUGAGAGCUGCUGUGGAGGAGGCCUGUAUGGAGAGGCAGGCUACAUUGAGCCACAGGGAGACCAUGGAAGAUACUUUGCGGGCCCUGCAGGCCAGCUAUGAGAAAGAGGUGGUUGCCCGCGAGGACACAGAAAGCAGGCUUCUUGAGGCCCGCAAGGCGGCAGAUGACACCACUCUGGUCCAGGUGGAGCUGGAGAAAAAGGUUGAUAUAUUGCUGAAUGAGCUGGCUUUCCUGAAGAAGGUCCAUGAGGGUGAGAUCUCAGAGCUGCAGGCCCAGGUUCAAUUUGGUGCCCAGAUCGCUGUUGAGGCAGAGGCCACUAAACCUGAUCUGUCCAGUGCCCUUCGGGACAUCAGAGCCCAAUAUGAGAAGCUGGCAGCCAAGAACAUCCAGUCAGCCGAAGAAUGGUUCCGCGGGAAGAUGGGCAAUCUGACCGAGAGUGUAGCCCACCACACUGAUGCAGUGAAGUAUUCGAAGGAUGAAGCUGGAGAGUAUCGUCGUCAGCUUCAGGCAUGCGUCCUCGAGAUUGAUGCCUGCAAGGGCCUGAAUGAGUCUCUGGAGAAACAGCUGAGAGAUGUGGAGGACAGGCAGAGUGCUGAGAUUUCUGCCAUGCAGGAUUCAAUCAGCGAACUUGAGGAUGAACUUAGAGCCACGAAGGGUGAGAUGGCAAGAUAUCUGAAAGAGUACCAGGAUCUUCUUAAUGUCAAGAUGGCCCUUGAUAUUGAGAUAGCAGCAUACAGGAAGCUUCUGGAAGGGGAGGAGUCUCGCUUCAAUGUGGGUGUGGGAGGUCUGGUCAGUGCUUACUCUGUUGGUCCUGUCUACUCCUAUCCCAUGUUCUCACUGUCUACUCUGAGCUCUGGCACCCCCUAUCUGCUCGGAUCUCGCCUGAUCAGCACAUCCCUCGCUGAAGAUGAGGCCAUUACAGCCAGUCAAGCUCAAGAAGAUGGAGCCAGUCCAGCCAGGGAAGAAGAAGAAGAAGAAGAAGAAGAAGAAGUUAAAGAGGAAGAGAAGGAAAAAGAGGAGGAAGAAAAGGAAGUGGAAGAAGGUACUAAGGACGAAGAGGAAGGUGGUGAGCAAGAAGAGGAAAAGGAAGGUGGGGCAGAGGAAGAAGAAAAAGAAGAGAAAGAGGAGGAGGCUGAAGAAAAGGAGGAUGCUAAAGGGGGAGAUGAUGAGGAGGGAGACGAAAAAGAGAGAGAUGGGAAAGAGGAGGGUGAGCAGAAAGAAAGGGAGGAUGAAGAGGGGGGAAAAGCUGUGGAGGAAGGGGCUGAUAAGGAGGAGACUGAGAUGGAAACAGAAAAAAGUGAAGAGAAAGCUGACACAAGUGCUGACAAGGACAAAGAGGACACUGAAACAGACAAAGACAAGGGAGCAAGUACUAAAACAGAGGUUAAGGCUGAAAAAGCCAAAGAAGAGGUCAAAUCUGAGCCAGCCAAAGAGAAAGGCAAGGAAAAAAAUGAUUCUGUGCCUGAACCUGAGCCCGUCAAGGAUGAAGGCAAGGAGCCAGAGAAACCCAUAGCAAAGGAAAAGGCAAAGCCAGAAAAGGCCAUGGGCAAAGAUGAAGAUGAGAAAGGAAAGGGUGAUAAAAAGGAGAGUGAAAAGAAAGAAAAAGAGGAAACUGAAAAACCCAAGGGGAAGAAAUAAUGUGUAGGAUCUACAACAGCACAAAAAUGGCCUGAUCUGCUUCUCUAGUCGUUCAAACUGUUACUUGAUAAAUGGUGCUCAGUGCAAAUUGCAAUGAAACUGUCAACUUCAGCUUUUCAAAAUGAUAAUGAUUGUUUUUGAAAUGCUUUUGGGAUGCUUUACAUAUUUGAGUGAAUGUAUGCUUGUGAAGUAGAUGAUAUUUUUGAAUAAGUCAACAGUCUUGCAAUAGAUUGCAAAAACGGAAACCUUGCUGCCGGUGCAAUAAAACAUGCUUCUUGA